Molecule: messenger RNA, 1603 nt
Organism: Cylicocyclus nassatus
Lineage: Eukaryota; Metazoa; Nematoda; Chromadorea; Rhabditida; Strongylidae
Source: the annotation of a GenBank genome assembly
AUGAGUUCUGUGCAAGUUUUGGACAAAUCCGGAAAAGUUCUCUACACUUUCGAGUCUGUUGGCGGUUCAGUUUCUGUUGGUCGCGACAAAAAGAAAUGUGCAAUAGCUUUGCCAGUUGAUGCUCAAGGUGUUUCUAGAAUCCAUGGAUCGCUUACAUGGGAUGGCCAGGAAAAGCUCACAUAUUCUGAUGCUAGCACAUAUGGGACUAUGGUGGAUGGGAAGAUGGUCAAGGCAGCUAGUAAAGAUAUAGCAGAUGGAUCGCAUGUCUUAGUGGGAGAUGUGGAGCUGGUAAUCUCUUUUCCACGGCGGCCCGCAAGUGCAGCAUCUUAUUCUGAAGAUGAAUCUCAGGCUACAGUUAUGAGUUUACGAGGAAAGCGAAAGAGUGCAACUCCUGAACCAGUGCUCAACAGUAGCAAGCGCUCCAAGUUGAACAUUACGAGCUUGUCGCAGUCACGGCAGUCACAAAAAAAGUUGCCAAUAGUGGAGGAAGUAGAUGAUGAUGUGAUUCUUGCCGAAGAUACCCCACCAAGUCGGAUUGUGGACCAGAAAGCUGCGUUGUCAGACAAAAGCACGUCGUUUGUCUCUGACUCCUUGUCUAUCCAUAGUAAUGGCGUACCCACACAGUCUGUAACUACAAAUAAUGCAUCCAGCACUCAGUCUUCCUCGUCAAUUUUUAAAACAGCACCUCGGAAGAAGAAGCAAAGCAUAUUCGCACCUAAUCGAAAACCCUAUGAGAAGGUCAUAUCUACGAGGGUUUUGGCUGAGGAUACUUUUAUGAAUCCUUCAAGGCAGACCACGACCGUGAAAGAACAAUCCAACAAUGUCGAUGUUACAUGCAUCCCCGAUACUUGCGCAGAGAAUGCUCCACAGAAUACAUCGAGGAAGAGGGAGUUGAGCUUGAACUCAUUUUCGACUCUGCAGGGUCCAUCACCACAACGUUCGGAUACUUUUCAGAAAUCUCUUCAGCCAGAGAAUGGGAAGGAAAGCGAAAAAGGCCCACUUCGGAAUCUGAACGGCUCUUUGCCUAUCAAAAAAGCUAGAAUAUCUGACACCAUACGCGAAAAAACGAAACCACCACUCAACGAGGCUAGUGCAGGUGAACCAGCCGAAGCCGAGAAACUUCCCGAUAUGUAUGACAUCUUGAAGCUGGUAUCAACUGGAAAACAUUACGAUCAUCUGGAAGGCGAUACAGAAACCGUCGACGAAAAAGGCCUUGAGAUCGAGCGUGUAGUGGCUAAGCUGGACGAUCUGGUUUGUUAUGCCGAUAUUGAGCGUCCGCCCACUCGAAAUACCACAUGUACUCCUGGAUCAUCUACUUCAAGUCACUCAUCUGUAAAUUUCAAGCGCUUUAGAAAGGCCAGUCAAGGAAGGUUCAAUGCCUCUCUGUCGUCUGCCAAUCUCACUUGCAGGAUAGCUGGGAAUGAAGAUCUCGUGGAUUUCCGACAACUUGCGAGAUGAACUUGAAUUUGAAAAAAAGGAGUUUUAACUUGGAAUUGCUGUGUUUUGAUGUCUGUGUUCUCAUUCUCCUGUGAAUCAACAUGCAUGCUUAGUUUUACCGUAAUUCUGUCAUUGUAAACAGUAUAUUGAGAGGAAUGUAAACAUU